UGCAUACGAUGUGGGGUAUUAUGACGUCAGAAGCGAAGUUUUGGUUAUUUUGGGUUUAGCCAUAGAGGGCAGUUGCGAAUUUGUUAGGGAAACUAAAACACGUUGUUGCAGUUAGUUAUCGGCACUGAAAGUGCACCAUUUUUUGGUAUUUUGACACAAGCCCAAUGUUGUUGAACCUUGCACCUGCCAGUUUGGAGUCUUGGUAUCACAAAAGGGUGUCGCUGUGUUAUUCAUUCGUCAAUGGUGUCUUUUGGUUAAGUGAAUUAAUCGUCAAUCGUCAAUCGUCAAUCACAUCAGUUCAACAACAGCUUGGUAGUGAGAGCUACAAGUCAAGAACGUCAAGAUGAAUACCAUCAGUGAAGAUGGUAAUAAUGAGACUGUGAAGUCCAGUGACGAGCUGGUUGGCCUUGGUGGUGCUGUUAACGUUGAUGACAUCACACCGCAUGAUUCAGUGAGCCAAUGUGGGGGAAGCACUACUAUCUCCACGUCAUCCAAGUCCUCAAGGCUAAAGGCUAUGGCGAGAAGGGCUGCUCUUGAGGCAGAAGCUGAAGCCUUAAGAGAGCAACAGGAGCUCGAGAUGGAAGAAUUCCGCUUGAAGCAACGCAAAGCCCAGCUGUUGCUGAAAACCCAGUUAAAGGUUGCUCAAGCUGAAGAGAGGGUGUAUCAGCAAGAUAAUGCUCCAUAUGCACAGUCUGUUGCAGGAACAGGUGGACCUACUCCCGCAAGGUCAUCCGUUGUGCCUUCAAUCACGAAUAACUACAAACCUGUUAUGAUGAAGCCAGAUGAGGACGAAACUGUACCUUCUCCUCACACACAGACGGAAAUGCUGCUGCUGCAAUUACUGGAGCAAGGACAACGACAACAGCGGGGGCUGUUAGAGUCUGUAUCCCUUCCUCAUGCCACUCUGUCUACCUAUCAAGGUGAUCCGCUGAAGUACCAUGAGUUUUGGAGGUCCUUUGAGAACAGUGUUGACCAAACUUCAGUAGACGACGCUGUCAAGCUGACACGCCUCCUGCACUAUUGUGCUGGCGACGUUAAGAAGUUGCUUCAACCAUGUAUGAUUAUGAAGCCUACAGAGGGCUAUCACAAGGCAAGGAUUCUACUCAAAGAAAAGUAUGGAAAUCCAGUAAUGAUUGCUCAUGCCUGGCUUAGAAAGGUUACUGAAGGAAAGAACAUUGCUGCACAAGACAAACAUGGACUAGCUGAAAUGGCGGAUGAAAUCCAGAUUUGUGUGCAGACGCUAGAAGCAGUAGGUCAGGCAUCUGAGCUGACUUCUCAACAUGUUCUGCUGAAGAUAGUAGAGAGGCUACCAUACCAUCUGAGGACAGGAUGGUUAAAAGUUGUAGGAAGAGCUAGAAAAGAGGGUCGACUUCCAGCUAUUACGGAUUUGGUUGCAUUCUUGCAACAGAUUGCAGAUGAAGAGAAUGACCCUGUCUUCGGUAGGCUGACAAUUAGAGAUCAAGGCAGUAAGAUGUCAGCAUUUAAGAAGUCUGGGAAGACAUCGAGAGGGGUCUUUACUACUAGUACAGAUGCUGAAGGCAGCAAGACACGGAGCUGCAUUCAGUGCGGUGGAGAGCAUUCCUUAUUCGGCUGCAGUGAGUUUAAGCAACUCAAGAUUGAGGACAGGCUUAAACUGGCCCAGAAGGAAAAAUUGUGCUACAAUUGUUUGAAGAAAGGUCACAUGACCAGGGACUGCAAGUUAAAUAGGACAUGCUCAGUAAGUGGGUGUAACAGGAAACACACCAAGUUUCUACACCUUAUCAGACAGCCUUCACAGACUGAUAGCACGGAGUCUCGGAGGGAUAUCGGAGAGUCAUCAAGUGAUGCCAGGAAUUCACCAACGUCAUCUGAAACGGAGGCAACUACUCAUCACUCGUCAUCCUCUCAUGUUGCUGAAGAAAGUUGUAGUGUCAUAGGGGCCGGUAGUAAAGUAGUGCUACCUAUUGUUCCCGUUCGAGUACGAGCUAGAGGGAAAGAGGAGUAUUUUGACACUUAUGCCUUGUUAGACACAUGUUCAACAUCAACAUUCUGCACUUUGGAGUUGACGCGUAAGAUCGGGGCUGAAGGCACAGAGCAGAGCCUUUCCAUGUCGACUCUAGACAAGUCAAGGAUUGUCACAACGUGUAAAGCAGUCAACCUGGAAGUUGAAAGUCUGUCAACUCAAUAUAGAGUCAGUCUCCAUCAUGUAUUAGCCAAAGAGAAGAUAAAUGUUAGCAGUGCACUUGCUGCUGAUAGAAGUGACAUUCGCCAAUUUGCCCACCUUGCAGAUCUGAAUCUACCGGCUGCUAGACCUCAAGACGUCAUGCUACUAAUUGGACAAGAUGUGCCAGAAGUAUUGGUACCAAAGGACGUUAAGUAUGGCGAACCCGGGCAACCUUAUGCUGUGAGGACGGCAUUAGGAUGGACCGUGAAUGGACCAGUUGGGAACCGGCACAGAGACCAUGACAUAUCGUCAAGCUUUAUUUCCAGUGAUGCUAAUUUGGAGCUUCAAGUGGAAAGGUUCUGGUCACUUGAAUCAGGGUCGCUAGCAGAACAAUCUAAGUGUAUGUCUGUCAAUGACAAGAGAGCUCUGAGAAUUUGGGAGGAUAGUAUCCAGAAGAAGGGUGAUCACUACCAGUUGUCUAUACCCUUCAAAGAGAGACCCCAAGAACUGGCUGACAACAUAUAUGUAGCAGAAAAAAGGCUACAGAGUCUUGGUAGGAGAUUGAGGCGAGAUGAGGAUCUACACAGACGAUAUACCAAGGCUAUGUCAGGAUUGGUGGAGGAUGGAUAUGCAGAGAGAGUAGAAGAAAGGAAUGCAGGUUCAGGCAAACCUGUUUGGUAUCUUCCUCACCAUCCUGUUGAGAACCCUAACAAGCCGGGCAAGACAAGAAUUGUGUUUGACUGUGCAUCUACAUACCAGGAAAGAUCGCUCAAUGAUGCAGUUUUGCAAGGCCCUGACUUAACAAACACACUUCUGGGUGUUCUCUUGAGGUUUCGACAGGAGCCGAUUGCCAUUAUGGGGGACAUCCAAGCGAUGUUCCAUCAAGUACAAGUCCCGCCUGAUGAAAGAGAUAUGCUGCGGUUUCUCUGGUGGCCAGAAGGAGAUAUUGAGAGACAGCCAAUGGUCUACAGGAUGUGUGUACACCUCUUUGGAGGGACCUGGUGUCCCAGUGUUUGCAGCUUUGUACUGAGGCAUACCGCUGAAGACCAAGCCGAAGAAUUCUCCCCAGACGCAGUAAACGUGGUAAAACGCAACUUUUAUGUUGACGACUGCCUGGUAUCAGUGAAGGAAGAAGAUAAAGCAGUUCAACUCGUAGAUGAGCUGAAGAGAAUGCUGAAAGGAGGAGGUUUCAACCUCACAAAGUGGCUAAGCAAUAGCCCAAAGGUAAUGGAGUCUGUGCCUGCUCAUGACAGGGCAAAGGAAGUGGAAGGACUCGACUUAAGUUAUGAUACCUUACCGAUUGAGAGGGCCCUGGGUGUCAAAUGGAACAUUGAACUAGAUACCAUGACGUAUGGAAUCACCCCGAAACACAAGCCCUGUACCCGUCGUGGAGUGCUGAGUGAGGUUUCCUCGGUAUAUGAUCCGUACGGAUUUGCAAGCCCAUAUGUGUUGAAUGCCAAGAUCAUUUUGCAAGAGCUCACGGCUAUGAAAUUGGAUUGGGAUGAGCCAUUGCCAGAGAAGCAGCGUGAGAGCUGGCUGAACUGGAAGAGAGAUCUGCUGCUUAUGGAGGAUUUCAACAUCAGCAGGUGCCUAAAGCCUCAUGAUUUCGGAGAUGUGACGGAGUACCAAUUGCACCACUUUUCUGAUGCUUCAGAGAGGGCAUAUGGUGUGGCCUCUUAUCUCCGAGUGACGAACCAGGAGGGCAAGGUCUAUUGCAGUCUAGUAAUGGCCAGGACUCGGCUCACUCCGCUGAAGAGAGUUACGAUACCUAGACUGGAAUUGAUGGCAGCGACGCUUGCUGUGAGACUCGAUGGUAUGCUGAGACGUGAGCUAGACUUCACCCUGAGUGACUCUGUGUUCUGGAGUGACAGCACUAUAGUGCUCCAGUAUAUCAAGAAUGUGGAAAGACGAUUCCACACAUUCGUCGGAAACAGGAUUGCAGUAAUCCAUGAAGGAUCUGACCCAAAGCAGUGGCACUACGUCAACACUCGGCAGAAUCCGGCUGACGAUGUCUCAAGAGGGAUGACAGCUGAGGCGUUAACAACCAGCGAGAGAUGGGUGAGUGGACCCAGCUUCUUAUGGUGUGAAAAUGAGUCAAGGCCUGCAAGUCAAGUCUUAAAUGAUGUCAGUCUAGAUGGCGACCCUGAAGUUAAGAGCAAGGACAAGGCUGGGGUUUAUAUGACAACUCUCUCAGAAGAAACUGCCUUAAUGAACAAACUUCUUGAACACUACUCCUCGUGGCACAGGUUGAAGAAAGCAGUUUGCUGGCUACGGAGGUACUUGAAAUGGCUGAGAUGUAAAUGUACACAGGGUCCUGAAGGCAUUUCAGCUGAACUUUUGCAUGGAAGCUUGGUGGUGGAAGAGAUGAAGGACGCAGAGGAGAAAAUUCUGCAAUAUGUACAAGCAGUCAGCUUCCCUCAUGAGAUGUCAACCUUGCAGGCUGAGCAGAAUGACAGUGCACACCAAGAACAGAGCUGUAAAUUGGUCAAGAAGACAAGUCCAAUCUACAAGCUAGACCCAAGGAUGAUAAAUGGCCUACUGAGGGUAGGAGGAAGGCUUGGCAAGGCAAUGUUGCAAGAGGAGGCGAAGCACCCAAUUAUACUUCGCAAUGAUAGUCAUGUCGCCAAGCUUAUCCUGAGUGAAAUCCAUGAGGCAUCGGGACAUAGUGGCAGAAAUCAUAUGUUGUCUUGCCUCAACCAGAAAUAUUGGAUUCCUGCUGCUGGCUCUGUGAUCAGAAGGAUACUGACUAGAUGUGUUGUGUGCAGAAGGCAGCGAGGGAAGGUUCUUGAGCAAAAGAUGGCGGACUUGCCAGUUGACCGGCUUAUUUCAGAUGAGCCCCCCUUUUCAAGAGUUGGAAUUGAUUAUUUUGGACCGUUGGAAGUGAAAAGGGGUCGGAGUGUCGUAAAGAGAUAUGGGGUGCUAUUCACAUGUCUUACUGUGAGAGCAGUGCACCUUGAGAUGGCAGAUUCCCUUGACACAAGCUCUUGCAUUAAUGCUAUCAGACGCUUCAUUGCACGCAGGGGAAAUGUGAGAGAAAUUAGAUCUGAUAACGGCACUAAUUUGGUUGGAGCAGAGAGAGAACUGAGGACCGAAAUACAAAGUUGGAACCAGGCUCAGAUACAUGAUACAUUGUUGCAGAAGAAUAUCAAAUGGACAUUCAAUCCACCCGCAGCUAGUCAUCAUGGAGGGGUGUGGGAACGCCAGAUCCGAACUGUGAGGAAGCUGCUGUGUUCCUUGGUUAAGCAGCAAACCGUGAAUGAUGAUUCAUUGCAUACACUCUUCUGUGAGAUUGAAAGCAUCAUGAACAGCCGGCCAAUCACUGAGGUGUCCAGUGAUGUAAAUGAUGUGGAAGCCUUAACUCCGAAUCAUCUGCUUCUACUCAAUGCAAAAUCACCACUGCCUCCCACAACUACCAGUGAAGCAGACAACUAUGCCAGGAGGAGAUGGCGCCAGGUGCAGCUUUUAGCGGAUACCUUUUGGUCGAGAUGGGUGAAGGAGUACUUACCACGGUUGCAAGAGCGGCAGAAAUGGGCUACUCCACGACGCAAUAUUCAGGUCGGCGAUCUAGUUUUGGUAGUUGAUGAGCACGCACCACGUAACUGCUGGCAGAUAGGAAGAGUGCUUCGAACCAUGCCAGACCGAGAAGGCAACGUUCGGCAAUGCGAAGUGAAGACGCAAACUAGCACACUUCGAAGACCUAUCGCUAAGCUCUGUUUGCUCCUGGAAGUGGAUUCCUGAGAUUUUAUGUGUUAAAUCGCGUUAAGGUGAUAUCAUAAUAAUGGAUCAUGGUUCAUUGGAUGGCACAUGGAUCUGCAAUAUUUGUGGUGUAAUUUAAAAUAAGUGUUAGAAGUGCGAGCCUAGCAACGCCUCCCCUUUAUGAUAUAUUAGUGGACCGCUGUUUAUUGGAUGGAUUCAGUCACUCGCCGUAAGUUUCUCAAGUUUAGUAAUUUAGCGGUCUUCGUUAUCGCGGUCUUACAUCGCAAAGGAUUUCUUCUGACACAAAAGGGAGAACUGACCAUACCGAGAUUGAACGCUUUCGCAAAGAAACAUUAACAUUCAGAUUGAUAAACACUAUAAGAGUGAAAUUUGAUACAUCGAACAAUGACAAUCAGAAAAAGGAUUGUUGGAGAUAUAUCCCAUGGAAGGACUGAUAGUUGAAUAUUUAAAUAUUAAUCCAUGCAUGAAAUAUGUUUUAUAAUAUGUAUACAUAAGAUAUUGGUAGAAAUACAUGCAACUCCUGUUGUUUCCCUUUUUUUUUUUUUUGUGCAUUGAGGCCAAAUAUCAGAUUUGGGGUUAUAAAAGGAAAACAAAACAAAAAAACAACAAAAAAAACAAAAACAAACAAAUAAAACAUGACAAGGGUUGCAGUUAUUUCACAUGUGCAGAAAUUUCUAUGUUAUGUUUAUAUGCAGGUUGUAUCUGCUUGACAACAUAAUCCAUAUGGUGACAUAUGGAGACUGAAAAGGAAUUUUCAUCAAGAGUAGUUAAAUCCUAAAAUGUAUCCAAAGCUACUGUUUGUAUUAGGAGUAAAAGGAAAGGAAAAUUUGUCUGAAAUUUCAAAGAUAUGUAUAUAUGUUAAUAUAAACUUGAUACAGUUUGGAGAAAAUGAUUAAGUACAGCCAGUGAAGAUUUAGAAAAUGUUAUUAUCAGUUACAUACACGAUGGAAGUUAUUUGCAUAAGAAAUACCUUUACCGUAGAUGAAAGGGUUUGAUUUAUAUGUGUAUAAAUAGUGGAGUACGUUUUAUUUUUACAUUUAUGUGCUUUUUCAUAGUAUGUUAACAGAUUUAAAUGGGAUGUUUGUGUUAUUAACCGAAAUACAAUUUCUAUGAAAGGGUUGUAUGAUAGGAUAAGUUAUGUAAAUGUUCAUAGAAUGUUCACAUUUAAGGGGCCGGAAUGUUGCAUACGAUGUGGGGUAUUAUGACGUCAGAAGCGAAGUUUUGGUUAUUUUGGGUUUAGCCAUAGAGGGCAGUUGCGAAUUUGUUAGGGAAACUAAAACACGUUGUUGCAGUUAGUUAUCGGCACUGAAAGUGCACCAUUUUUUGGUAUUUUGACACAAGCCCAAUGUUGUGAGUAUUUAUUUACCUCUGUUUAUUGAAAUAUGAUGACUAUUGUUGUGUUUGAUGCUAUUGGUGAUAAAAAUGAAGAAAUGCAAAUAGUGUAAAAUUAAGUAAGAAAAUUGUUACUCACGUACGUAAAUUUACGUUGUGUGUGGGCAUGCAGUUGUGUAUAAAGUCAUUGGGUUAGAAUUAAUUUCGGUAAACGUAAAGAAGACAGAUAUGAAUAUGACAGAAAAGUUGUAUUAUUAUUAGUUUCAGUGGAUUAUGUUAGAAAUGUAUACAGUAUAAGCUGUCCAAUAUUCAGUUGGUUUUUGGAUUAGUAUGAAAGACAAAAUGUUCUAUAAAGAGUAGUUGACAGAAAGUAGGUCAGGUAUGCCAGGGGUCAUUAUAGAUUUGUAGUCUUUCGUGCAGCCUGUUAUUAAGAUUUAGGUUACCACUAAAUGAUAUGUUGGGCCUAUUAUGCUUUGGUAAUUAAUAGUGAGUCAAUAGGUUGUAUCAAAGGAGCUAUGAACUCAUCUUAGCAGAAAAAUGUAAAGAUAUUUCCUAACUCAUAUUAUGCCAUUUAUUUACAGUUAUUUACAAACCUGUUUAUUAUUUGACUGGAUAAGAUAAACAAAUGUUGGAUAGAUUAUUUGAUUGUCAUAUCAGCUAUGCUAAGUAGCAUAUUGGAUGCAUUAUUCUAGUAAUGCUUAUGAUUGUGUUUUUUAUCUUUUAUUAAAGGUUGAACCUUGCACCUGCCAGUUUGGAGUCUUGGUAUCACAAAAGG
Strongylocentrotus purpuratus (purple sea urchin) is the source of this 7967-nucleotide messenger RNA. RefSeq lists its product as uncharacterized. Lineage: Eukaryota; Metazoa; Echinodermata; Echinoidea; Camarodonta; Strongylocentrotidae. The transcript is spliced from 2 exons. The coding region runs from base 344 to 5881 and encodes 1845 amino acids. Gene Ontology annotation, molecular function: zinc ion binding; nucleic acid binding. The record is from RefSeq and is a predicted model, not a curated record. Gene Ontology annotation, biological process: DNA integration.